AUGCCGGUACUACAAGACACUACUGUGGGUGAAGAGCACCGGAUGGAAAACGACCUGCAGAUGUAUGACAUCACGGAUACACGGUUGUCGCGACACAACCAGUACUACUACCUCCCUGUGCCAGGCCUAGCUGAGAAAAGACCAAGCGUACUCGUCGGUGAUAUCAUCCUUGUUCAGCUACAGGGUUCCGAUCAGGGGCGUUGGUUUGAAGGCCACGUUCACGUCGUACGGAGGGACGAAGUCGGUCUCUGCUUCCACAUCUCAUUCAGGCAGCGGAGCACGACGGACCUGUACACCGUGCGCUUCAAGCUGAACAGGAUUCCACUGCGUCGCCAGCACCAAGCACUCGAUGCCGCGUUCCAUCCAGAGCGUUUGCUCUUUCCUACUACUCAGACUUCGAUGCCAGUGACCCGUCCGUCAAGCUCGACUGUUAAGCCGCAUAUAUACAACAAAUUGAUCGUAGGGAACGAGGCGCAGUUACAAGCAGUGGCGUCCAUCGCCAACCAAAAGCCGGGAUCUGCACCGUUCGUUAUCUUCGGACCACCCGGUACAGGCAAGACGAUCACGAUGGUGGAGAGCAUUCGCCAAGUUCUCCGCCUCAACCCGACAGCAUGCGUGCUUGUAUGCGCACCCAGCAACAGUGCCGCAGACCUUGUUAUCUCGCGUCUCUCCAUGCUUGGGAGCACACAGCUCUUCAGAUUCUACGCGCCUUUCCGGAACAAGGACCUCGUUCCGGACUCGAUCCUGCCUUUCACCUACCGUACUGCGACGGGGCACUUCUCCGUUCCUCCCAUGGCGAUCCUGAAGCGGUACAGAGUGAUCGUCUCCACCUGCGUGUCUGCCUCGUUCGCGCACGGGAUCGGUAUGACUCGCGGACACUUCACUCACAUAUUCGUGGACGAGGCUGGGCAGGCGACGGAGCCCGAGGUGAUGAUCGCGCUGAAGACGAUGGCGGACAACGACACGAAUGUAGUGCUUUCUGGCGACCCAAAACAACUCGGGCCCAUCAUUCGCUCCGCGGUCGCGCGAGACCUUGGGUUGGAAAAGAGCUACGUCGAGCGGCUGAUGGCACGUCCGGCAUACGACGAAAAGGCGGGCUAUGGCACAUCGGUUGUGAAGCUCGUGAAGAACUUCCGCUCACACGAAGCUAUCCUCAAGUUCCCGAACGAGCGGUUCUACAGGAGCGAGCUGCAACCCUGCGCCGAGAACAGAGUCACGCACGCCUACAUCGGCUGCCCGAUCCUCGCGAACCGGGACUUCCCUAUCCUCGUUCAUUCUAUCUCGGGCAAGGACGACCGCGAGGCGUCCUCGCCGUCAUUCUUCAACAUCGAUGAGGCUUCCCAGGUCAAGGCCUACGUUCAAGCGCUCAAGGCCGACAGACGGUUCCGUACAAGUGAUUCCGACAUAGGGAUCAUCGCUCCGUAUCACGCGCAGUGCCUCAGGAUCGUAGAUCCUGGACCCAUUGCGGACGAGAUCAAAGUGGGCAGUGUUGAAGAAUUCCAGGGACAGGAACGCAAGGUGAUCAUCAUCUCUACGGUGCGCAGCAGCCGUGAGUUUGUGGAGUACGACUUGAAGCACACCCUCGGCUUCGUUGCGAACCCUCGAAGGUUCAACGUCGCUGUUACUCGCGCUCAAGCACUACUGAUUGUCGUUGGUGACCCUAACGUGCUAUCGUUGGAUCCGUUGUGGCGCUCCUUCCUCAGCUACGCUCAUGGGAGAGGAGGCUGGAAGGGCCCUCCGCCUUCCUGGGAUACAGGUGCGGCAGUCGACAGCACAGGCGGGUACGACCAACGGGUGAGAGGAACCGCGCUGGCCGACAUGAACGAGUUUACCAGACGUAUGGAGUUGAUGACUUUGAACGGUGUUGCGUCCGACGCUGAUGAUGAUGAUAUUGACGCGAAUGUCGAUCGUCCGUGGCGCGAAGUUGAGUAG
Molecule: messenger RNA, 1932 nt
Organism: Fomitopsis serialis
Lineage: Eukaryota; Fungi; Basidiomycota; Agaricomycetes; Polyporales; Fomitopsidaceae
Product: P-loop containing nucleoside triphosphate hydrolase protein
Exons: 9
Coding region: 1-1932 (643 amino acids)
Molecular function (GO): 5'-3' RNA helicase activity; RNA binding
Source: RefSeq, a predicted model, not a curated record